Molecule: messenger RNA, 1703 nt
Organism: Triticum dicoccoides
Lineage: Eukaryota; Viridiplantae; Streptophyta; Magnoliopsida; Poales; Poaceae
Product: protein MAIN-LIKE 1-like
Exons: 4
Coding region: 965-1666 (233 amino acids)
Biological process (GO): meristem development; meristem maintenance
Source: RefSeq, a predicted model, not a curated record
CCCACCUCUCUCUCUCCCCAAGAACAGAGCACGGCCGCCGUCGCCUCGAUCUGCCCCGUCCGGGCAUCUCCGGCGACAGGGAGGACACCUACAGAUUCUCCUCGUCUCCCUCUACCAUUUCCCCCUAUUUAUUUGAUCCGCCGCCGCCAAAAACGUCGCCACCACUCAAUCCUAGCGCCUCCUGAUUCAGGUCCGGUGGGCUUGCCACCGGCUGCAGCGGCAACAACGUCUCCAUGCCUACAUCCUUCCUCAGCGCAGCCACACGCACGAGGCGUGCAGGCACGGGCGUUGGGUGUGUGCGGCUUCACCGGCGCUGCUCGGUCGCCAUGGCUCUGCUGCUAACGGUGUGGACUAGCCACAUCCUACUGCUACUACUGCAAGGUAAAUAGAUCAAGGUGAAUAGAUGUCUCAUGGACUGAUUCAAACCGAGCUGAAGAUAGACAAGAAGUCAAGCAAGAAGGGCUAACACAACAAGGUACUUGAUUAGUACCUGGUGGCAACGCAUGCAGCCCAAAGAGGGGCGAAAUCACUGUUCUGACCUUGUCAACGUUUAUUGUCACAAACUGAACCCGACGUGAAAGUAUUUCACGAUUUGACCCUUUUAAAAACGCCAGGGCCCGCGGCGUUUCCUGCCAACAUUGAAACGAUGAGCCAGCUAGCGUUCCUGGCCAACACGGAAACGCCGUGGUAGCUUGCGUUUCUGCCCUGGUCACAAUCAGUCUGAACCCGCUGUUUCGCUGACGUGGCACGUCAGAAACGCCAAUGUCCCUGGCGUUUCUGCCCUGUAUGAAGUAAUGCGCGCGGGGCCGCGGGGGCCUGACCCAGCCCAUCUUAGCUCCGCUCGGGCAGUUCGUCCCGUGAGGAACUGGCGGCCGCCCCCUCCCUCUUCUUCACCAAAUCCCCCCAGAUCUGCUAUUUUGAUCAUCAAAACGAGUAGAUCGAAGCACCCCCGAGUUGCUUGAGGAUGUUUGAGCCGGAUAAAUAUCCCGGCCUUGAUGAUUAUUACGAGGAGAAGCAUUGUGCUGUGCUUGUGGAAAGAGGGGAGGUUCCUCCAGUACUUCGGUUGAGAGGCCACAACCCACGUGAGUCACUGAGGUAUGACCGUCGCUAUGAGCCUUAUUUUAGAAGAAUGGAUCUUCUCCAGUUUGUGCUCAACUUUAAAGGCACACCACCAUGGCUGAACUCGACGGUCAUUACCGCCCUUACGGACCGUUGGAGGCCGGAGACGCACUCUUUUCACCUUGCUCUUGGUGAGAUUUCCGUCACUUUGGAGGAUAUUGCGAUGAUCUCCGGUCUUCCGAUCAAGGGCAGGGCUCUUACUGGGAAGGUGAAGUCCGAGAGGUGCCGACAAAGGGUUGCAGGUUUGGUUGGUGUUGAACCUCCCCCGUGGAUUCAUGAAACAAAGAAGGAUCCUAGGCCAUCUGGUGUUUUGUUCUCGUGGCUACAAGAACAUUUUUACGAGUGCCCAGAGAAUGCCAGUCCGGCUGUUGUGGAGAGGUACGCCAGGGCUUACUUAUGGAAUCUUUUGAACCAAGUGGUGUUUCCUGACGGCACGGGAUACACAGCCUCGUGGAUGUUCUUGUACCCUCUUCGUAACUGGGAUGUUAAGUGGAGUUGGGGGUCGGCGGCACUAGCCUUCUUGUACCGUCAUGCAAUGCUAAUUUGAUGAAUUUUUAUUAUAUGAAAGAGUUUUUUGCAUGUGA